Molecule: messenger RNA, 1884 nt
Organism: Fraxinus pennsylvanica
Lineage: Eukaryota; Viridiplantae; Streptophyta; Magnoliopsida; Lamiales; Oleaceae
Source: the annotation of a GenBank genome assembly
AUGAAGAGUUCAAUAUUUUCAAGACCUUCUUCUCCCUUAACUUCUCCCAGCUCUAUUUCUCCUCCUUUGACACCUCGUCGUACAUACUCCGAAACAACAAUGGAGGAAAACAUUGAUUAUGCCGCAGUUAUUAUCACUAAAUGGGAUUUGGAUGGCCCAACAUACAGAAAAAUGUCCACUCUCUUUGGGGAUGAUAGAAAGGAGGCUAAAAGAUUUAUUGAAGGGGUGACUGGCUUGAGAAACGCCAUGCACUACUACUUAAAGAUAAAUUCCAGUUCUGAAAAACUCAUCAGAGCGCAAAGAUUGAUGCAAGUUGCAAUGAAGAGAUUGGAAAAGGAGUUUUAUUAUAUUUUGUCUUCGAACAGAAAUGUUCUUGACGCUGAGUCUGUCUCGAGAGGUUCGAACAGGUCCAGUCUUUCAGAUUUCUUGGAAGAUGAAGUUCGAGGUGAUGAAAUUAUUGAAGAUGGGAAUUCUGCAUCUGACGCUGAUAAAGCUUCUUUAAUGGCUAUGGCGGAUUUGAAGAGCAUAGCGGAUUGUAUGAUUGGAUCUGGGUAUGGAAAAGAAUGCGUUAGAAUUUACGAUUUAAGCAGAAAAUCGAUAAUUGAUGAGAGUUUGUACAAUUUGGGAGUUGAAAAGAUAAACCCUUCUCAAAUUCAGAAAAUGGAUUGGAAUGCUCUUGAAGCGAAAAUCAAAAUCUGGUUACACGCUGUCAAAAUUGCUGUGAAAAAUCUGUUUUACGGGGAGAGAAUUCUCUGUGAUUCAGUCUUUUCUUCCUCCGAAAAAAUCGCAGAAUCGUGCUUUACAGAAAUCUCGAGGGAUGCAGCAAUAAAUUUAUUUGGUUUCCCAGAAAAUUUUGCGAAAUCCAAGAAAGUAUUAUCGCCAGAGAAAAUGUUCCGCGCACUUGAUCUCUACGAAGCAAUCUCAGAUCUUUGGCAGGAAAUUGAAAUGAUUUUCUCUUACGAUUCGUUGUCUGCAGUGAAGUGUCAGGCGGUGUCUUCACUUCUGAAACUCGGUGAGGCAAUACGAGUUAUGCUCACCCAGUUAGAAUUAGCCAUUCAGAAGGACUCCUCCAAAUCGCCUUCAACCGGCGGCGUUCACCCCUUAACUCGUUACGUGAUGAAUUAUUUGGUCUUUCUCGGAGAUUAUAGCGGCUUGGUGUCGGACAUAAUGGCGGACUGGCCGUUGAACACUCAAACUCCACUACCGGAAUCUUAUUUCUCGAGCCCCAUUCCCGGUAGCGUCGCCAUGCAAGACCCUUCGUCCGCCAUCACCGUCCGCCUAGCGUGGCUGAUUUUAGUCCUGUUGUGCAAGCUCGACGGAAAGGCCACGUUGUACAAUGACGUGGCACUAUCUUAUCUAUUUUUGGCGAACAACUUAAAUUACGUUGUUUCCAAGGUCCAAAACUCGAAUUUGGCGUUCCUGUUGGGAUCCGAAUGGAUUUCGAAUCAAGAGUCAAAGGUCAAACAAUAUACCGGUAACUACGAAAGGAUGGGUUGGAUUAAAGUGCUGAUGUCGCUUCCCGAAAAUCCAACGGCUGAGUUUUCUCUACAGGAAGUGAAGGAAAUUUUCUCUCUAUUUAAUUUGGGUUUCGAUGGAACAUACAAGAAACAAAGCCGGUGGGUCAUACCUGACCGGAAGCUCAGAGAAGAAAUCAAAAUUUCUUUAGCUAAAAAAAUAAUUCCGAGCUAUCGGGUCUUCUACGAGAAGCACCGGGGAAAAAUUCGGAGGGACUUCGGGGUGGAGUCAAUUGUCAGAUAUGCCCCUGAAGAUUUAAAUAAUUAUUUGUCGGACUUGUUUUUUGGGAUUGAGGUUUCAGGGAGUACCAAAACUUGUUCGUCAUAUGAGACAUCAUCGGAAUCGUCUCUGUCGUCCCGUGGCCGUUGA